Messenger RNA from Anastrepha ludens (Mexican fruit fly), 2431 nucleotides. RefSeq names its product glucose dehydrogenase [FAD, quinone]-like. Bases 108 to 1991 code for a protein of 627 amino acids. Gene Ontology annotation, molecular function: ecdysone oxidase activity; flavin adenine dinucleotide binding. The record is from RefSeq and is a predicted model, not a curated record. The transcript is spliced from 3 exons. NCBI's taxonomy places the organism in Eukaryota, Metazoa, Arthropoda, Insecta, Diptera, Tephritidae.
GAACAAAACUAGUCGUUUACUAAGUUUGGUAGUAUAAGUUGAGCUCACGUCCGAAUAGGUAGCAACAGCGCCCCAACCAAAUAAAUUACAGUAUCAUUUCUAACACAAUGUCGUCUCCACUGCUGAACGCUCAAUGCGCAUCACAAAGCGUGGGGACUUUCAACACUAUGGUGAACGCGCUUCUGCAAACACUCAUCGCCGCACAUUGCGCCAUUUCCCCACCCGAGUUGUGGCCACCAGAUUACGCCGAUCAAGCGCUGAAGAAUGGUUUAGAAACUUAUGAUUUUGUGGUGGUGGGAGCUGGGUCAGCGGGUUCGGUAAUAGCAAGCCGUUUAAGCGAAAAUCCAAAUUGGAAAGUUCUCGUGCUAGAAGCCGGCGGCGAUCCACCGCAGGAAUCUGAGAUACCUAACCUCUUCUCGGCUUUGCCACACACAAACGCCACUUGGAAUUAUUUGACUGAGUCUAGCGAUAAAGCCUGUUUGGGGCUCGUCGAUCGUCGCUGCUAUUUGCCGGGUGGUAAAAUGAUAGGUGGUUCUGGUGGUAUGAAUGCUAUGAUCUAUGUGCGCGGUAAUCGCAGGGACUACGAUCACUGGGCUUACGAGGGUAAUACAGAUUGGGGUUGGGACGAUGUGUUACCGUAUUUCGAACGCUCUGUGCGACCAGUUGGUAAUGAUACGCAUCCACAAGGAUAUGUGACACUCAAUGCAUUUCCAGUCAAUGACGUGGAUGUAGAAUAUAUGAUCUGUGGCGGCACCACCGAAUUGGGUAUACCACGUGUUCGCGAGUUCACGGUAGACAGGGAACUGGGAUUUUCCAAUGCACCAGGCACAAUUCAGAAUGGCCAUCGCGAUAGCACUGGCAAGAGUUAUCUUGCUAAGGUGGCUCAACGACCAAACUUGCGUGUGAUCAAAAAUGCCGUUGUGACGAAAUUGAACUUCGAUGAGAGGGGCAAAUAUGUAAUUUCAGUGAAUUUUGUGUUGCAAGGCAAAUACGAAAUGAAAGUGAACAUUGACAAGGAACUCGUGCUGUCGGCUGGCGCAAUUGAAUCACCAAAGCUCUUGAUGUUGUCUGGUGUGGGUCCAGCGGAGCAUUUACAGGAAUUAAGAAUUCCUCUCAUUCACAACUUGCCUAUCGGCGAUAAUCUGAACGACCAUGUGCAGGUUAUGUUAUUCAUCAAGUUCAACGAGCAUAUCGCACGGCCAGUUAUGACCGCCGAUAACCUGGAUAGCACUUACAACUACCUCAUUCACCAAAACGGAUCGUUGGCUUCUCAAGGCACUGCUUCCUUAACUGGAUUCAUUAAUACUCUCAAGAAUGGGUCAUACCCGGAUGUUCAAUUUCAUCAUUCAAUUUUGCGACGAGGUGAUUUUUCAAGCUUAGACACCUACCUUACUAGCCUUAAUAUCAACCAGGACUUAAAAGCUCAGAUACGCAAAGUACUCGAAACUGCGGGCCUUUUGGUUGUAUCCAAUGUGGUUACUAACCCAAAAUCAACGGGAAAUAUACGUCUGCGAAGCCUUGAUUACAGAGAACCUCCAAAAUUAACACCCAACUACUUAAGCGAUCCCGAAGAUGAGGCGACUCUCUUGCGCGCAAUUCGCUUCCAGGAGCAACUGCUUAACACUGCAGCCUAUAAAGCAAUGAAGGCCACACUAAUAUUGCCCAUAAUUGGCGAAUGCAACAGUUAUGUAGUGCAAAGUGAUGAGUAUUGGCAGUGCUACAUCAAAUAUUUAUCCAGAGCUUCCCAUCACCUAACGGGUACAGUGAAAAUGGCACCCGAGACGGAUGAGACAAGUUGUGUGAAUCCACGUUUGCGGCUGAGCGGUUGUGGUAACGUGCGUGUUGCCGAUGCCAGCAUUAUGCCACAGGUGCCCAGUGCUAAUACAAAUGCGGCGACAAUUAUGAUUGCGGAAAAAGCAGUGGAUUUUAUACGAGAAGAUUGGCUGGAAAUGGAUGAUGACGAUGAGGAAGAGGAAGAGUGGGAUUUCUGAGGCGAUCUUUUUUAGUAAAAUUUAUUGGUGCAAAAUAUAUGACACAUGGAGCAGCGCUUUUUAAGUAUAAGAUAAAAAUGUAUUUAUACAGUGGAGUGCGAUCAGAUAAAAAGUUUUAGGUUAUGGUUUUUUUUUAGAGUUCAGCUUUUUAUUUGCAAAUAUGUAUAGAGUGAAUAUUAUACAAAAUAAUUAUUAAAAAAAUUUAAUUAAUACAGUAGACACUCACAAAUUAGAACCACUUUGUUUUUAGGGUGAUUCUAAUUUCUGAAAAAUUCUAAUUCCUGGACGUUUUUUUAUUUCAAUAAAACCUUAAAAUUUAAGUCAAUUUGCAUUGAAAAACUACAAUGAAAUUUUGUCUUACUAAAUUUUAUUCAUAAAAACGAGAAAACAUAGGGUAACAAUCCAAUAUAUUGUAUAUAUAUAUAUAUGCGCUAAGUCAA